UAUAACAUGAACUUUAUCAGGGCGACCUCAUUAAAUUAUUUGUCUAUUUUCAAAUGUCUUUUAUUUGUAGAUGUUUUCUUAUUAUACUCAGUGUGAGCCUGUUGACCACCUAUGCCCAAAAAAAUGUAUCCAUAAUAGAAAAUGGAAAGUGCUUGGACUGUAGAAAGGAAAAUAAGGAACAGUGUCGGAUUGCAGAGACAGGAUUUAGUUGUUAUGCAGGACAUUUUUAUAGGCGGUUUGGACAUGGAAAAGGUGAAUUCCCAAAAACAACCAAAAAAGUGGACGCAUGCGUUGCACCCGGAAUGGAAAUCGAUAUUAUAAAUGCCAAAGUAUGUUGCGUUUGGUCACCCGAAAUCGGCUGUCAAAUUCUGUUAACUGAAGAUCACCAAGGCGAAUUUUGCUUCACUUGCAGGGUCAAAUUUAAAAUGGAAUACAAAGGCCUACUCUCCUGUCCGUGCCUAAAAAAUGAAGGAUCACGCCAAGCCUAUGCGAAAACAUUGAUCGCCUUUAUGUUUACAUGUUUAUUCAUGGAAUUAAUAUAAUAUGGAAUUUUUCGCUGGGGCUCU
Messenger RNA from Drosophila erecta, 566 nucleotides. RefSeq lists its product as uncharacterized. Lineage: Eukaryota; Metazoa; Arthropoda; Insecta; Diptera; Drosophilidae. The coding region runs from base 54 to 542 and encodes 162 amino acids. The record is from RefSeq and is a predicted model, not a curated record. The transcript is spliced from 2 exons.